AAAAAAUCACCUUUCCGCGCUGCCCCAGGAUGGGUCCAUACAGCGUUGUUCUUGAUUCCCAUCGUAACUUAAAAGGGAAACUUACUCAAUGUCCGGAGCCCUCGAUGUCCUGCAGAUGAAAGAGGAUGAUGUCCUCAAGUUCCUUGCAGCAGGAACCCACCUAGGUGGCACCAACUUUGACUUCCAAAUGGAGCAGUACAUCUACAAGAGGAAAAAUGAUGGUAUCUACAUCAUCAAUCUGAAGAGGACGUGGGAGAAGCUGUUGCUGGCAGCCAGGCCCAUCGUUGCCACUGAGAACCCCGCUGAUGUCAGGGUCAUCUCCUCCAGGAACACUGGACAGCAAACUGUGUUGAAGUUUGCUGCUGCCACCGGAGCCACUCCAAUUGCUGGCCGUUUCACUCCUGGGACCUUCACCAACCAGAUCCAAGAGGAAUUUCAGGGUGAAUGGACAGCGCCAGCGCCAGAGUUCACUGCUGCUCAGCCAGAGGUGGCCGACUGGUCUGAGGGUGUGCAGGUGCCCUCUGUACCCAUCCAGCAGUUUCCUACUGCAGACUGGAAUGCCCAGCCAGCCACUGGGACUGGUCAGCAGCUUCCACAGUGCAGGUCACCGAGUGGGUUGGAGCCACCACUGAGUGGUCCUGAGCUGCUCUGCAGACACUUGAGCAAAGGGAAAAAGGGUGGAAGGAAAAUAAAGUUCCUACGAGCU
Cricetulus griseus (Chinese hamster) is the source of this 706-nucleotide messenger RNA. The record is from RefSeq and is a predicted model, not a curated record. NCBI's taxonomy places the organism in Eukaryota, Metazoa, Chordata, Mammalia, Rodentia, Cricetidae.